Molecule: messenger RNA, 1867 nt
Organism: Benincasa hispida (wax gourd)
Lineage: Eukaryota; Viridiplantae; Streptophyta; Magnoliopsida; Cucurbitales; Cucurbitaceae
Product: U-box domain-containing protein 62-like
Biological process (GO): protein ubiquitination
Molecular function (GO): ubiquitin-protein transferase activity
Source: RefSeq, a predicted model, not a curated record
UUGCAGCAAUUCCUCCCCAUUUCGAAAUUUGUUUCCAUCGUUCCAAAGAACACACAGCCAUCUGACCAAACUCAGAACUCCCCUCUUCCGUUCUUCACAGCCUCACUAUCUCUCAAAUUCUCAAAUUCUCCAAUUCCCAAUUUCCUUCAUCUUCCCCUUUUCCAUUUUCAAGCAAUUCCCACCUUCCUCAAUCCUUCUCUCCCAAAACCCACCAUGGCAAAUUCUCCCUAACACUCAAUUUUCAAUUCCAUUCCAACCCCCAAAGCUCACAAUGUCCUCCGAAGACAUCAAUGGCCUCAACUCCCACCUCGUCUUCCAAGAUGAAGCCCUCCCCUUCAAUUGCUCCACCACCCCACAGCGCCGCGUCCCCGACCCACCUCCCAAAACCCGCGAACUCUGCGGUUUCAUGGACGAUAAGCUCUUCCCUGUCGUCGACCGGGAUCGAUUCUUUUCCCACCAGGGUGAAGAUUUCCGCCGCAGUGUGUUCGGUCACACCCGGAAUUGGAAUGGGAAUGAGACUGCGAGAAGUGGGAAAGGAUCGGAUGAGGAAGAUGACGACGACGACGACGAUGAAGAUGAAGUCAAUGAUGGUGAUGAUGAUGUUGAAGGGCUUGUUUCUUUGGAUGAUGUUAAUAAAUGCAGUAAAACUGCUAACCCCAAUGAUAGUAACAAUGAUAGAAGUGAUCAGAGUAGUGGGGGGUUGAAGAAUGGGACUAUUAAAUUGGGAAAUGGGAAGCUUAAGCACCAUUCUUCUUUUGGUGGAACUCUGGUAGUCAAGGAUGGUUUGGUUGGCUCUUCAGGCAACGACACAGGAGCAACUCAGAGUGAGAACCAUCCACAGGGAAGGUUGGGGAACUACCCAAAUGCGGUUACAAUUGCAGAACAUGAAGGGGAUGCUUAUUAUUCCCAGUAUUUGCAAAGCACUGAAGGGUCUGCUUCUGGGCAGAAGGAUUUGGCUAUGGAAAAUGGAUGUGGUUUUGGGAGAAGGGAUGUUUCGUUUUCAGGAGAGCCUGGAGAGUCUUUGCGAGCAAUUCUCACUGACCCUGUGACGGGCGCUCUCAUGGACGAUGCAAUGAUAUUGCCGUGUGGGCAUUCCUUUGGGAGUGGUGGAAUACAACAUGUUCUUAGAGUAAAAUCUUGUUACUCGUGCUCUCAGUCAGUUUCUGAAGACUCUAUUGCUCAAAACUUAUCUCUUCAAGCUGCAGUCCAAGCAUUCCGCCGGGAAGAAGAAUUAUUAUUUUACCGCUCACCGAAAAGGAGAAGGGAGAGGUUUGAGCAGGACUUGACUUUCAUGGAUACUCCAAGAGGUCGAGGUGUUCAGUUUCCUUUCACAGUGACUGAUAGGGUAAUUAUCAAGGGGAACAAGAGGACACCACAACGUUUUGUGGGACGUGAGGCUGUUGUUACAACACAGUGCUUGAAUGGAUGGUAUGUGGUGAAAACGCUAGACAAUGCAGAGAGCGUAAAAUUGCAGUACCGCUCGCUUGCGAAGGUUCCAGAUGAUGCAACAUCAAAGACGAUAACAAGGAAGUUCACACCGAAUUGGCUUUAGCCUUGCAAUAUAGAUUAUAGGAACUUGAACUCAAGAUGCAUUACGAGCCUAGUUUUUCGAGGCUCAUUAUGUUGUAUUUAUAACACACAAAGGGAGUGAUAUGUAGGUGUUGUAAAUAUGCUUAAAACAAACAUUUUCCAUAGUUGAGGGGGGAGGUAGAAUUGAGUUUUGUGAUAGAAAAUGCUUUAGGUUUUCUAUAUCAGGUGAUUAGCUUUGUAUUUAAGUACAGAGGCUCACCUAAAUUUUGAGACUUAUGUAAUGGAAUUUUGGUAGUGUGUGGUUUGGAGGCUUAGAUGAUUUUUCAACAUUCACUUA